This is a messenger RNA of Alosa sapidissima (American shad), 10707 nucleotides long. It is a transcript of the gene nav2a, whose product is annotated as neuron navigator 2a. Gene Ontology annotation, biological process: neurogenesis; nervous system development. NCBI's taxonomy places the organism in Eukaryota, Metazoa, Chordata, Actinopteri, Clupeiformes, Clupeidae. The record is from RefSeq and is a predicted model, not a curated record. Gene Ontology annotation, molecular function: protein binding; ATP hydrolysis activity.
CGAGAGGAAGGAGUGUGGAGGAGCAUCCCAUGCGCGAGUAGAUCCUGAACAGUUGUUUUGGGGCAUAUUGGUGGUGGUGGUGAUAAGAAGUCAUUCUGUCUGGAGCACAAGUCGUGAGAAAGGAACACUGUGUCUUCUGUAUCCUGAUUUUUGUGGCAGCCAAGAAAGGUCAGCGAUGUAGAAUAUCAAAGUAAAUGGAGUCAUGUUGACUGUGUGUCCCGCAUGGUUAAGAAACUCCCACUCCACAUGAAGGCGAUGGAUCAUGGGCCAUCAUGAAGCAGGCCCUGCUGGUCUUAGUGACCCCAUCUCCCCCUGAUGUCUGUGACACGUCUGCCUCUCUGGACCAUAGCUGAAAAGAAGCACCAUGGUCUGACCUCACCUCUGACUGAGUCUCAACGCACAGCUACUCAGUGGGUCAGGUGCCUGUGUUUGGAAUGGUGAUGCUUUGAAAGUUUUGGAAGAGUAUGGGGGCCUGAAGGACUUUGGUUUGGAGGACAUUUAGUUUAUUUAAGAGAGGGUGUUUUUUCCUGCCUGGUUGGAUAUUUGUUUUCCGAAGAAGGGACGUGUGGAUAAUAAAGGAGGCCAAUGAAGAAGAUGGAGUCAGGGGCAGAGGCCCCACCACCACAGCAGCAGAGGAGGAAGCCAGUGAUGCAUGGCUUGGAGGACCAGAAAAAGAUUUACACGGAUUGGGCGAACCACUACUUGGCGAAGUCGGGGCAUAAGCGACUCAUCAAAGAUUUGCAGCAAGACGUGUCGGAUGGAGUAUUGCUUGCGGAAAUUAUUCAGGUUGUAGCCAAUGAGAAGAUUGAAGACAUCAAUGGAUGCCCAAAGAGUCGCUCGCAGAUGCUCGAGAACAUCGAUACCUGUUUGAGUUUUCUGGCGGCCAAAGGUGUGAACAUACAGGGUCUGUCUGCGGAAGAGAUCCGUAAUGGGAAUCUGAAGGCCAUCCUCGGGCUCUUCUUCAGCCUGUCGCGCUACAAGCAGCAGCAGCAGAGCCAGCGGCAGCAGAGCCAGCAUCAUCCCCCGCAGGUCUCGCAGAGCAGCACCCCUGCCCAGCUCACGCCCUCGCAUGGGCCUGCCGCCUCCUCUCAGGGUCCCCAGCACGCACACAAAGCACAGGCAGACAUGCAGUCCAGACUCCCCGCCCCCACGUCCAGGAUGGCCACUGCGGGCAGUGAGAGCUCUCCUCGUGGGUCCAUCAGCUCCGCAGGCAACCGCCGCAGCCAGGGCUUCAGUGACAAGUCCAAACCCGUCCCAGCGUUGGCCAAAGACUCAUCAGAAGGUGUGACCUCCCAGCCACCCGGCAUGACUGACCUCGCUCCUUCGUCCUCACUGACCUCCUCCUCCUCCUCUGCCAUCCCGCAGCCCAACGCGGCUAGCAAGCCCUGGAGGACCAAGUCCCUGAGCUCCAAGCACACGGCUACCUCCACCUCCACCUCCACCUCCACCUCCAUGCUCUCCGUCAAGCAGGAAAACCCAGCCAUCACCUCCGCCACCACCAACGGGGCGUCCAAGCAAAUGGUGUCCACCGAGGCGCCGGCCAAAGUGGCGUCCCAGAAGUCCAUGCUGGAGAAGCUGAAGCUCUUCAACAGCAAAGGCGGCUCCAAAGGCGGGUCGUCCAGCCAGCCUGUCCAGCAGACGUCAGGAGACAGCGGGAACGGCAAUGGUGGUGCUCUGAGGGACUCCGGGAUCGUGGUGGACCGCGUGGAGGCCGGCUCAAACACGGACCUGCAGUUGGAGGAGGCCGAGGGCAACGCCCGACCCGUCAACGGAUCCUCCUCUGGAGCGGCGACGGCGACAGUCACCGUCGCCGUGACGACCAGCAGCCCAAAGAUCGCCCUGAAGGGCAUCGCCCAGCGCACGUUCAGCAGGGCACUGACGGCCAAGAAGAGCUCGGUGAAGGGCGCCGAGAAGGAGAAAGAGAAGGAGCGCGCGGCCAAGGACAAGGAGCGGGCGAAGGAGAGCGCCAAACGCACCUCCGUCCCCGAGCAGGGGGAGGCGCGGGACGCCGAGCCCAGGGAGGAGAACGGUACGGGGGGAGGCGCGCCGACCUCGGAGGCCGAGCCCAAACGCGCCUCCAAGAUCGCCAGCCUCAUUCCAAAGGGAGGCAAAGCCGGGGCCGCCAAGAAGGAGGGCUCCGCGACAGCACACAGCGGGAUACCAAAGCCGGGCGCCAAGGCCUCCUCUGGGAUGGGAGCGGGCCAGGGGAAGGGCACGGGGGCUCCCCCUGGUGGCAAAGACGGAGAGAGGCCGCGCAGCAUGCGCCUGGGCGGGGCCCUGGCGCUGCACAGGGACAGCCGACACUCGUCGUCCUCCUCCAGCCUGGCCUCCACCGAGGGCAAGGGCCAGCAGAGCCACAGCGCCGCCCUGGUGGCCAACGCAGCCAUCAACACGGUCAGCGUGCAGCUGCCCCAGCCCCAGCAGCAGUACAGCCACCCCAACACAGCCACUGUGGCCCCCUUCAUGUACAGGUCCCAGACGGACAUCGAUGGCGGCAUCUCUUCAGAGAUGGGCUGUGGAGGCAGGGCUGAUGACCCGGCAAGCUACGGCAAGAGCAGCCAGACCUCCAUAGAAGAUCUGUCAGGUGAAGACCCCGAAACCAGACGAUUACGAACCGUGAAGAACAUCGCAGAUCUCCGACAGAACUUGGAAGAGACCAUGUCCAGUCUGAGGGGCACCCAGGUAUCACACAGCACCCUGGAGACCACCUUUGACAGCAGCGUCACCACGGAGAUCAGUGGGCGGAGCCUGCUGGGCCUGGGCUCACGGGCAGCGCCGCUGUCGUGGCGGAUGGGUCAGUCGAGCCCGCGGCUGCAGGCCGGCGACGCUCCAUCACUGGGCAACAGCUACGGCGGCCGCGGUGGUUCCGGCAGCGCAGGGGGCCAGGGCCGUUUCCUGUACCCGGGCGGGGCCCUCCGUAGGCAGCUGGCCGCUCGCGGCACUGCCCUGUGCAGCCUGGAGCUGAGCGAGCGCGUGGACGACCUGGAGCUCGGCAGCCUCUCCGUGGACGUGACAGGCUACAUGAGUGACGGAGACGUGCUGAGCAAGAACACGCGCACUGAUGACGUCACCAGCGGCUACAUGACGGACGGGGGUUUGAGUCUGUACACACGGCGGCUGAACCGGCUGCCGGACAGCAUGGCGGUGGUGAGAGAGAGCCUCCAUAGGAACGCCUCUACUGGCCAGGGAGAUGCAGACAGUUGGGACGAUAGCAGCUCAGUGAGCAGUGGGAUUAGCGACACAAUCGACACCGAUGACAUCAACACCAGCUCCUCCAUCAGCUCGUACGCUAACACACCAGCCACUACGCGCAAAACCCUGAGCGCACAGCCACAGACAGACUCGGAGAAACACUCAGCAGUCGAGCAGCACUCCGCAUGGUCCAGCGACGAGGUCAAGAGGUCAGACGGAGGUUCGGACAGCGGCGCGAAGAUGGAGCACGGCUCCAAGUGGCGGCGCAACCCCUCGGACGUGUCGGACGAAUCCGACAAGGGUGGCUCAGGCCGUAAGAUCCCUGCCAUCUCGCAGACAGGGUCCUGGCGCCGUGGCAUGACGGCACAGGUCGGGGUGACUUCACCCCGCCCCAAGACUGGCACAACAGCGGGCAGCACUGGCACACUCAAAACUCACAGCACUGGCAAGACAGAUGAUGCUAAAGUGUCAGAGAAGGGCUGCCUGCCUACCCACUCCACCAGCAUCCAGCGUUCGCCCUCCGAUGCAGGCCGCACCAGCGGGGAUGAGGCCCUGAGGAAGCCUUCGUCGUCAUCAGCAUCCUCCUCCUCCUCCACCAACCCCUCCUCCGCACGCAUCCCCACCAGCACGUUUGGGUUCAAGAAGUCCAGUGGCGCCCUGGUGACCACCAGCAGCAUCACCAUGGUGACCGCCAGCGGCGCCACCAUCACCAGCGGCUCGGCCACCCUGGGGAAGAUCCCGAAAUCCGCGGCGCUGGCGGUGGGGGGGCGGGGGUCGGCUCUGAAGGGCUCCGCCGACGGAGGGGUGGCGGCCCACGAGGACGGCUACCUGUCGUCCGGCAUGCGCUCCACCCUGCAGUACCGCAGCCUGCCGAGGCCCUCGCGCUCCGGAGCCGCCACCCGCAACGGCAACCGCUCGUCCACCAGCAGCAUCGAGUCCGGCCUCAGCGCCCGGGCUCCGGGCCUGUCGGCCCUCACUGGCCCCUCCAACGCCCACACGCACUCCCACACACACUCCCACACACACUCUCACACACACUCCCACAGCCACACCACCAGCGCCACCACAGCCGUCGCCGCCACCUCAAAGCCCUGCGACGUGCCCAAGGGCGGCAGCAGCACCCUGCCGGCCAACCAGACGGACCGGGAGAAGGGCGCCUCGGAGGUGGACCCUAUGAGGUCCAGUCCCCAGGGCUCCAGCGGAGGAGCUGCCACCAUCCCUCAGACCGCCCGGCAGCAGAGCAGCAAGUACGCAGAGGUGUCCUCACCAACGCUACGCAGGCUCUUUGGUGGCAAGGCUGGUAAGCAGGCUCCGGUCACCACUGCCGAGAGCAUGAAAAACUCGGUGGUCAUCUCCAACCCGCACGCCACGCUGGGACACACCCAGAGCUCGGGGCCCCUGGACUCCCCGUCGACCGGGCCCUGUGGUGGUGGUGGUGGGGGCAGUGGGGGCAGCAGUCCCCUGUACGGGGGCCGGGCGGUGGGUACACUGGGCACUCUGGGCAGCGAACCGGCCUCCAGCCCCGGCUCGGUCUACUCCACGGGCACGGGCACCUGGGGCACGACCAUGAGCAGCUCCUCGGCGCUGGGCUACCCGUCUGUGUCCAGCAUGCACACCAGCAGCGAGUCCAUCGACAUGUCGCUGGGCAGCGGGCCACACCGCGACAACGACGCCGGACACGCCAUGCUGGCCAGGACCGGCAGCGCCAAAACCGCCAUGUCUGAGAGUCCCCUCUCCUCUCCCUCCGCUAGUCCCAAAUUCAGCCGCAACACAUUACCACGGAAACAAGAGAGUGAAGCAAACAGGGAUAGAAACACUCUUCCCAAGAAGGGGCUCAAGUACAGGUACACUCCCUCCUCACAGCUGCGUAGCCAUGAGGAGGCGCGUGAUUGGCUGCGCUCGCACUCCACCAGCGGCCUGCAGGAAUCGGCCAGCAACUCGCCCUUCUCCACCGGCUCCAGCCUCACCUCGCCCUCGGGCACGCGCUUCAACUUCGCCCAGCUCGCGAGUCCUACCACAGCUGCACAAAUCAACCUGGCGAGCCUGCGCAACAACAGCCUGACCAAUCAGGACAACACACUGGACCCAGGAGACUCCCGCCUGCGCAACUCCUGCAUGUCACUGGACGAGAAGACGAGGACCAUGAGCCGCUCCGGGUCCUUCAGGGACGGCUUUGAGGAAGUUCACGGCUCCUCUCUGUCCCUGGUGUCCAGCACUUCCUCCAUCUACUCCACGACGGAGGAGAAAUCACAGUCGGAGAUACGAAAGCUUCGCCGAGAGCUGGAUGCCUCCCAGGAAAAAGUGUCCGCCCUGACGACGCAGCUCAGCGCCAACGCUCACCUGGUGGCUGCCUUUGAGCAGAGUCUGGCGAACAUGACCAUCCGUCUGAAGAACCUGACCAUGACCGCAGAGCAGAAGGACUCUGAGCUGAAUGAACUGAGGAAGACCAUUGAGUUGCUGAAGAAGCAGAAUGCAGUAGCCCAAGCGGCCAUCAACGGCGUCAUCAACACCCCGGAGCUCACAUCUAAGUCUGACAAGACAGCUGGGAGCAAUGGGUCAGGGCAGCCAGACCUGCGCAUCCGCAGACAGCACUCAUCAGACAGCGUGUCCAGCAUCACCAGCGCCACUAGCCACUCCAGCCUGGGCAGCAACAUGGACAACCCCGAAUCGGCCAACUGCAAGAACAAGAAGAAGAAGAACUGGGUCUACGAGUUACGGAGCUCCUUCAAGCAGGCCUUCGGCAAGAAGAAGUCCCCAAAGUCGGCAUCCUCCCACUCGGACAUUGAGGAGAUGACUGACUCGUCCCUCCCCUCGUCACCAAAGCUGCCUCACAACGGCUCUGCCAGCUCCACUCCUAUCCGCAGAACCUCACACUCCAACUCAAUGAUGUCGGACUGCCUAGACGGCGAGGCGGACACAGUGAUGCAGUUGCGGACUGAGCUCAGGGAGAAGGAGAUGAAGCUGACCGACAUCCGCCUGGAGGCGCUAAGCUCAGCCCACCAGCUGGACCAGCUCAGGGAGGCCAUGAACCACAUGCAGUCUGAUAUUGAGAAGCUGAAGCUGGAGAAUGACCGUCUGAAGCUGGAGACCCACGGCAACAGCAGAGCCCCCUCCCAGAGCUCCAUGCACCAGCCCAGCACCCCCGCCCCUGGCCUCUCCCAGCACAGCAUCAACCUCACCGACUCCACCAGCUUCGACAUGUUACUAGACGACUCCGGGGCUGAGGGAAGCUCUCGUAAGGACGGCCGACACGUGAGGAUUGUGGUCAGCUUGGAUGAGGACUGCAAGUGGAGAGAGGAUUGCCGGCCUAAUGAGUUUCUGAUUGGUUGCAUUGGAGUAAGUGGCAAGACCAAAUGGGAUGUUCUUGAUGGUGUGGUGCGGCGGUUGUUCAAGGAGUACAUCAGGCACGUGGACCCCGCAAAUCAUCUGGGCCUGAGCUCGGACAGUGUAGAGGGCUACCGCAUCGGAGAUCUGCUUCGACCCACUGGUGCUCAGACCCCUGAGCUCUUGCCCUGCGGCUACCUGGUGGGGGACAACAACACGAUCAACAUCUCAUUAAAAGGCGUGAGUGUGCAAUCGCAGGACAGCCUGGUGUUUGAGACCCUGAUCCCCAAGCCGAUGCUGCAGCGGUACGUCUCCCUGCUGCUGGAGCACCGCCGCAUCAUCCUCUCUGGACCCAGCGGGACCGGCAAGACCCACCUGGCGGCCCGUCUGGCCGAGCACCUGGUGCUGCGGGAGGGCCGGGAGCCCAGCGAGGCCACCAUCGCUACCUUUAACGUUGACCACAAGUCCAGCAAGGAGCUGCGUCAGUACCUGUCCAGCCUGGGAGAGCAGUGCAGUGUGGAGGGGCAGCAGGCGGACGCGCCACUGGUGGUCAUCCUGGACAACCUGCACCACGUGAGCUCUCUGGGAGAGAUCUUCAACGGCCUGCUCAACUGCAAGUACCAGCGCUGUCCUUACAUCAUUGGCACCAUGAGUCAAGCUACUUCCUCUUCUCCAAACCUGCAGCUUCACCACAACUUCAGAUGGGUGCUGUGUGCCAAUCACAUGGAGCCUGUGAAGGGCUUCCUGGGCCGCUACCUGCGCAGGAAGCUGAUCGAGACGGAGAUCAGCAGCCGCACGAGGAACCAGGAGCUGGUGAAGAUCAUCGAUUGGAUCCCACGUGUAUGGCAUCACCUCAACCGAUUCCUAGAGGCUCACAGCUCCUCCGAUGUCACCAUUGGUCCGCGCCUGUUCCUGUCCUGCCCCAUGGAUGUGGACGGCUCCAGAGUCUGGUUCACUGACCUGUGGAACUACUCCAUCAUUCCCUACAUGCUGGAGGCAGUCAGGGAGGGCCUGCAGUUGUAUGGCCGCCGAGCAGCAUGGGAGGAUCCAGCCAAGUGGGUCCUGGAGACGUUCCCAUGGACACUGAGCCCCCAGCAGCCUGAUUGGCCGGCGCUGCUGCAGCUCCGCCCAGAGGACGUGGGCUUUGACGGCUACUCCGCCCCCAGGGAGGGGGUGUCCAAGCCGUCCACUCAGAGCGACAGUGACGCUGACCCUCUGAUGAACAUGCUGAUGAGACUGAAGGAGGCUGCUAACUGCUCCAGCCCACAGAGCUACGACAGCGACUCCAACAGCAACAGUCACCAUGACGACAUCCUUGACUCCUCCCUGGAGUCCACGCUGUGAUCAACCCUUUUUUUCUUUAUUUUAAAAUUUCACAAAUGACUUUCAGUUUCAAUUUUAUGUUACGGCCAGGCAACAAAAUCUAAUCGCCUCUGUAAGUGUAACCCUAUCUUCAGUCAUGAACGAACACUUUGGGUGCUGGUAACCCAAAACCAGAAAAGGCGUGACCACAGAGACAUGAGAAGAAAUUAAAACUGCACUACUUCUAUUUUUGCAACUAUAUUUCAAGGGGCUUUUUGCAAAGGAUUGUUGGAUGUGAAAAUGGGAGUUGGGAAAAAAAGAGACUUUAAAAGCAUUUAACACUGUGGAGGAAAAUGUUUUGUCCAAAUCCAUUACCUCGCAAAACCCUCUCAUCCCCCCAUUGUACUAAAUGGUAUCCAGAGGAACACUUGGUGCUAACGGCCCCCUCUGCUGGCUGCUUGUGUCACUGCAUGGAGCCCAUUACACCCCUACUUGUAGCAGCCUCACACUUCGCUCUCUGUCCUCUCAACUUCACUCUGACCACCAUUAACCAGCACUUCCUCGCCCAGCCAAUGGGUCAGGUCAUCACCACACCGUCACCAUCUCCCGUUCAAUCUAGCAACGCUUCAUCAGACCAGCAGGAGGCGCUAGCCAAACGUCAUCUCAUGGCUGUUAUAUAGCACUGCACAAGUUAACGGUGUAAGGAGCACAGCAUAAUCAAUCUAUAAUGGUAGCAUUACAAUAUGGAGCACAUGUGAAAACUCAGUAAAAGACUACUCAUCAUCAUGGUCUCCUAACCAGUUUUUAGAUGAUACACGUAUAUCUGCAAUGAAUAUCACUGGCACAUUUUGAAAGGGAGAUGUCCUCAGUCAACUCUCUGAUCAGGCAAAGCAAAGUCACUGACAUGCUGGAAAGAAAGGAUGUUCAACACUCUCAUCAUGGUUCAGAUAGGAUCGUGUGAGAGAUUGCCCUUCCUCACACCCUGCCCAUGUGUCCGUUUUUGGGCUUGGGUUCGGGGGGGUGGGGGGGGGAGGGUGAACUUACAUGAAGUGCUUUUUUCUACCUUAAGUUUACCCUAAAUGCCUGAGCGUCUGAGUAUUGCGUGAAGCCUUGAACAAACGUUUGCCUUCCAGCUGAAAAAAAAAAAAAAAAACCCUGUCCAGACAGUCAGGGUGGUCGCUGGUGGCAUCCCAUGGUGCAUCUGUCCAUCUUCAGCAGAGAGAGGCAAAGUGCUGCUGACCCAUCGCAUCCUGUGCUCUCUCGGACGGGGAGCUGUAGCACAAGCUUCUACAAGCAUCUCUCUUUCUCUUUUCUUUUUGGUGCUGAAAUCAGACUCUGAAAACAAAAAAUAAAAAAAAACAGAUGCCUUACGUUUUUGUAAUGAAAUGAGGACGGUGCGCAUAAGUGUUUUGAUUUGUUUUCCUUUUUUGUGGGAUUGUUUUGCUACUGAAACACAGGGCUGUAUGAUGCUACUUUCUUUGGACUCUGCUUGCUCCACAGUGACCCUUAGUGAAGUGGCAUCCUUCAUCAUAUCAACACCCAAUGCCAUGUUUGUUAGUGGAGCGAAAUUCAAUCGAAGAAAAGCAAAUAUCAAGAAAAUGGAUAUAGAUUGGUUUUGUAAGCUCAAUGCUUCAGUCAGGAUCUAGAAAUGCUGUAAAAUAUCAGUUUAUUUUGCACUGAUCAGUCAGUGUUUAGCCUGAAAUAAGUCAGGUUUUCAUGCCCUGAAGCAAGUCCUCCUUUUUACUAUACGAAUGAUGCCUGAGUGAAAUCUUUCUGAAUAAGGUUAUUUUUUUAUACCUCAUCAACCUUUGGGCCUUUGUCAUGCUUCUAGUGAGACCUAACUGCUUGGGAAAAUAAUUGUAACUGUAGCUGCGGUGCUACAGAUGUGUUCAAAUCACUGUCGGCCAUUGUGUAUGCUGCUGUAUGUUGUCAUUUGGCUUUAAUUGAUUGAACAAAUGGGAGAGGCUGAAGUGUUGGAGCCUCAACAUGAGCGUUUGUGUGUAGGAUGGUUAUUGUUAUCAUUACUCUGAUUUAAACGUGUGUUAAUCCUGCAGCCUUGCAGCCGCUCUGGCUUCCAUGACAUCUCAGCGUGUGUGCCCAGUCUACCAAUCCUAUGCAACAUCAUUUUGGAUUUGAAAUGGAAGCCAAAUACCUUUUUUUUGUUUUGUUUUUGUUUGUUUGUCUGUUCUUCAAACAUCUUCAGCACUGCCAAGACCAUGUACAUUGUGUGUGUAUAUUAUAUAUAUAUACAUAUAUAUAUAUAUAUAGUUUGUGAAUAUUGUUUUGUUGUCCCCGUGAGUUCCCAGGGCUUUGUGUACACAUGCAAGCACAAGAGAUGUGUAUGUUUUGUCUGUGACCUAGAGUGAAAAUCAGACGUCUGGAUGUGCUAAAUUAAAGGAUGGUUUGUCUGCCAGAGAAAUUUGUCCAUACAGACAAGUCUGUUUGACGCUGUGCUUUUUCCUUUGUACAGUUUUGCCUUGUAUGAUAAAGCAAUGUAAAUAUUUGCAUACCAGCUGCAAUUUUUGAUGAUAUUUCAAGUCAUUUAUAACAGAGCUUGAAGAUAUGUGAGUAUUUUAUGGACAACCUUUUUUUCAUCUGCCAGGUGUUUAGAGUUCAUCAUAAACUAAAUGUAAAAUGAGCAAGUCAAUUGAACUAUGAAUCUGAUGAUCUCUGUGCCAGUCUUAAAUUAUUUGUAAUUCAAUAAAUGAUUGAUUAUUUAUUCAUGGUGGAAAUGAAAUGUGAUUAUGUGAUGGGACAAAUGUAUUCUUGAUAAGGGGUUGUUUUGUAUUUCUGAUAUUUCGCCUCUUAAAAUAUAUAGUUAUUUUGAGAGUGGAGUUCAGGACUGAAGCAUGCCUUUCCCAAGCAAUAAAUAAGGGCUCUCUUGUCAAA